Nicotiana tabacum (common tobacco) is the source of this 1340-nucleotide messenger RNA. Lineage: Eukaryota; Viridiplantae; Streptophyta; Magnoliopsida; Solanales; Solanaceae. The record is from RefSeq and is a predicted model, not a curated record.
UCCAUGUAGCUGAGAUUCUAAGAAAGUAUGAGCAAAGUUCUAGCCAAGUGGUUAAUUUAGAUAAAUCAGCUAUUUGUUUUAGUAGAAAUGUAAUGGAGGGGGAGAAAGUCGAGAUAUUUUCCUUACUUGGACAACAACAAAGAAAUGAGAUGGGUAUGUAUUUAGAAUUACCAGCUAUCGUGGGACGCUCAAAGAAAAAGAUGUUAGAGUUUAUUAAGGAUAGAGUCAAGACAAAAAUAAAAGGAUGGAAGGGUAAAUUUUUAAGUACAGCAGGGAAAGAAGUAAUGCUUAAAUCUGGACAAACUGAGGAUAAAAGGAAGAUGCAAAUUGAGAAAUGGGAAAUAUUAUGUGAUUCUAAAUCAAGAGGGGGCUUAGGAUUUAGGGAUUUAAAGGCUUUCAAUAUGGCUUUAUUAGCUAAACAAGCUAGGCGAUCAUGGAUUUGGAGAAGUAUUUUGUGGGGAAGAGAUCUAUUAGUUACUGGACUAAGGUGGAGGAUCUCUGAUGGGAAAAAUAUAAAUGUUUGGCCUAAUCCUUGGAUUCCAAGAAAGAAUGGUUUUACUCCAAAAAGUAUUCAAAUGCAAAACAAUUUAGAUCUUAAGGUUGUCGACUUAAUUGACGAAGAUACUCAUACCUGGAAACUUCAUAAGAUAAGUACGACCUUUGAACCUGAAGAUGUAGAUGCAAUUUUGUCUAUACCAAUAUCCAUCAUAGGUCUUAAUGAUAGAUUACUGUGGCAUCACUCAAAAUCUAGAAACUAUGAAGUUAAGUCAUGUUAUUAUUUAGCAAAGGGUUUGGCCGGUAAGACUAUUAGUAGCUCGGAAGCCCAGCUUGUAUGGAAACAAAGUCCUAUUAAUUGUCCUGAUAUUGACAGCAUACCUGACUUUUCUGUGUGGUGGUACAACUUGUUCUUAAAUGCUAAGCACUUUCCUGAAUCAACUGAAUUAUUAGAUUUGAGUGUUAAUCUUAUGUGGCAAAUUUGGAAAGACACAGGAUUACGGUGUGAUGAUAGACAUACGAGUAUUGGUGUCGCGACUUUGAAUAGCCUUGGAAAACCGCUUUAUGCCCAUAGAUCCUCAAUUCAAUAUGUUGGGAAAACCAUGACUGCUGAAGCGAUUGGCAUAAGAAAGGCACUUGAAUGUGCUAUUACUCUUGGAUGGAAAAGUGUGAAGAUUUUAUCUGAUGCUAAGAAUGUUGUUGAUAUGAUCCAAAAACAGAUGACACCUAAAGUACCUAAAGAUCCUAAUGGAGUUAAAGCACACAAAGAAGUUAAAGCACCUAAAGCACCUAAACAACCUAUAAUACCUCCAGGUCCUUAUGUCCCUGUUGCUCCACCUACAUGA